GUAGGUUCUUCAACAGGGUCCUCUGGUGAGGGCCCUGCACCGACACUGAGAGAAGAACAAGGGAGAUGGAAGGAAAGAAAGAAACGGAGAGCAGGAGAUUUCAGAAGAGAGGUGACAGAAACAGAAGAUGGAGCCCUCUCCCUCUAUGAAUUUGACAAUGCAGAAUGAGGAGGAUCAACGUCCCCUCCUUCAAUCAAAAGUGGUCCCUCUCCCUCCUGUUUUUGGCAACCAGUGCAGAAGGAACCACUCAUGUCAAAGAGGGGAAGAUUACUCAGUGUGGCUCGAUGGAACCCAGUCAUCACCCACACUCCCAUAUUACAAUGGCUGCCAAUAUGUCUCACCCCACUCCUCACCCCGAAGGGGAGACGAUAAGGAAAAGGUUAGGGGGAAGGAGGUGAAAAAGGAAAAGAAAGGCGAGAAGCCAGCAGGAAAUGAACAGAAUGCUGGGCACAAGGAACGGAUUUGGGGUAGUAAAGCCAAAAAGGCAAGCCCACAGAGGCGCCAGCAGGACAUGAAAUCCACUCAGUCACCCUACAACAGAGUCCGCAUGUCUCGUAUGGACUUAAGGGAGACAGAAAGUGGGCCACCCAGUGAAGGAGGUCAAAGGCUAGAGGCCACAUCAAUGGAGAUGCAGGUCCGCCAGAGUCUACCCGAGAUUAUCAUUACAACCAAAGACGACUACCAGCCAAAGGACUCCAAUCAAACAUCCAGCUCUGACAAGAAUCACACCAAGUCUGAGGCCAAGGGCACCUAUGGUGGAGGGGAGGAGAGCAGUGGUGCAGAGCCCAAGGAUGGUCCCCAUGACUGCCCUCACAAGAAGACCCAGAGCAUCGGUCAUAGGCUGGUCCGGCGAAGGGCGCUGUUUGAGAGGAGGCAGAGGCUGAAUGACUGUGCACUCGCUGUGGGGAUGUUUGGAGUGGUGGUCAUGGUCACCGAGACAGAGCUCUCCUGGAGCGUCUACAGUAAGAGCUCCAUAUACUCCGUGGCUAUGAAGUCUAUUAUCAGCCUGUCCUCUCUUAUCCUGCUGGGCCUGAUCAUUGCCUUCCACAUCUGUGAGGUGCAGCUCUACAUCCACGAUAACGGAGCAGAGGACUGGCGAAUCGCCAUGACAAUGGAGCGGGUGACCCUGAUCGCCCUGGAGCUGUUUGUAGCGAUGGUGCACCCAUUCCCAGUGGGUCUCCCAUUGUCAUGGCAAGCCAUGUCCCCCACGCUGUCAGAGACGGAGCUCGAGAUUGUGCUGGCUCUGCCCAUGUUCCUGCGACUCUACCUCCUGGGUCGUGCCUUGAUGCUGCACAGCCGACUCUACACAGACACGGCCUCGCGCAGCAUUGGCGCCCUCAACAAGAUCCACUUCAACAGCCGUUUUGUGGUCAAAGCGCUGAUGACCAUCUACCCUGGCACUGUGUUGAUGAUCUUCAGCGUCUCUCUGUGGCUCAUCGCUGCAUGGGGCCUACAUGUCUGUGAGAGACACCACAACUAUAAGGACCUGAGCAGUAACUACAUGGAGGCCCUGUGGAUGGUCUCGGUCACCUUCUUGUCCAUUGGUUAUGGGGAUGUUGUUCCCCACACCUACUGUGGCCGCAGCAUCUGUCUACUCACUGGGAUCAUGGGGGCUGGUUGCACAGUGCUGGUGGUUGCCGUGGUUGCCAGGAAACUGGAGCUGACCAGGGCAGAGAAACACGUCCACAACUUCAUGAUGGAUUCCCACUUUACAAAAGGGAUAAAGAUUGCUGCAGCAAAUGUACUUAGAGAGACUUGGAUGAUCUACAAACACACCAAGCUGGCCAGGGAGAGAGACCACUGCAGAGUACGCAUGCACCAGAGGAAGCUGCUGCUCGCAAUCCACCGGCUGCGUGAUGUGAAGAUGGAAAGGAGGAAAUUGGCUGACCAGGCAAACACACUGGUGGAUCUCUGCAAGAUGCAGAAUCUGAUGUAUGACGUGCUGUCAGAGGUGAGUGGAUGUCGAGGGGACCUGGAAAAACACACAAACAGUCUGCAGCAGAAUGUGGAGGAGCUGAGAGAAGGCUUUAGGACCCUAAUGCCCCUCCUCUCCAGCACCCUCGCCACACAAAACGCUUCCAUCCGCCACCUGCUCAGGGAGAGGGAGGAGCAGGCAGUGACAUGGAGCAUGGCAGGGCAGGAUAGGUAAGAGAGAUGGGAGGAGGUAUGCAAUGUGUAUUGUUACAGGGAGAGGUAGAAAGAAAUUGAUGGGCAAAAGUUGGGAUCAGGAUAAAGAUACUUUAUAGGAAUAACUAUUCAAAGUGUACAUAAAGAAUGUGUCAAAGCAAUAAAGGAUAGAUUUGACUUCAUUUUUAUUAGAAUUACAAUGAGCCAACAUCGAGACUAUAUGCAGUACUAAUAUGUGACUCAUACUGGCCCCCCCCAAAAAUGAUACUAGUCUUGAUUUUAACACUAAAAAUUAAACAAAGUAUUGUUAGCCAGCAUGUGCACUGAAUGUUCUGCGCAUCAUAACUAAUGUAUUUGUCAUUUCACAGUGAUCGGUAGAUUGGCAUGAUAGUAUGUGGUGGGGUGUACAGUAUAAAAGACCAUGUCCAGUAAUAACCAAAUCUGUUUAACUGAGUUGUAUAAUUUACAGUAAACAUUAAUAAAUUAAGUUACAUCUUG
This is a messenger RNA of Salmo salar (Atlantic salmon), 2625 nucleotides long. RefSeq names its product small conductance calcium-activated potassium channel protein 2. The record is from RefSeq and is a predicted model, not a curated record. Gene Ontology annotation, cellular component: membrane. Gene Ontology annotation, biological process: potassium ion transport. Lineage: Eukaryota; Metazoa; Chordata; Actinopteri; Salmoniformes; Salmonidae. Gene Ontology annotation, molecular function: small conductance calcium-activated potassium channel activity; calmodulin binding.